Xenia sp. Carnegie-2017 is the source of this 985-nucleotide messenger RNA. RefSeq names its product pyruvate dehydrogenase [acetyl-transferring]-phosphatase 1, mitochondrial-like. Gene Ontology annotation, molecular function: protein serine/threonine phosphatase activity. Lineage: Eukaryota; Metazoa; Cnidaria; Anthozoa; Malacalcyonacea; Xeniidae. The record is from RefSeq and is a predicted model, not a curated record. Gene Ontology annotation, biological process: protein dephosphorylation.
AUUUUUUCUACUACCAUUUCAUUAGAUGAAACAUGUGUAUCGAAUGAUUUGAAAAAUAUCCUAGGAGCUAAUGGACAUGAUUUAUUGAAUAAUGACAAUCGGUUGCAAUAAAGAUAAGUUAGCAAGUGCUUACAGAUUACUUGAUGAUGAUAUAGUUUAUGAGUCCUUGCCCAAGGUCAAUGGUAAUGACCAUGAAAAAACAAUGACGGGUUUAGCUGGUGCUUGUGCUAUUACAGCUUAUAUCAAUGGUUGUGAUUUAUAUGUGGCUAAUUCAGGCGAUUGUCGAGCUGUUCUUGGCUCUAGAUCAUCCGACGGAAAAUGGAUUGCCACUCCUUUAUCCACGGAUCAAAAUGCUUUUAAUCUGGACGAAAAUGAUCGCGUGAAACAAGAACAUCCUGGUGAAGAUUAUAUCAUAAGAAAUGGACGCCUUCUAGGAUACUUGCAGCCAUUUCGAGCCUUCGGCGACGUGAUGUAAUGGAAUUCACAGUUACAUAAAGAUUACUUAAACGGCAUUUAUGGCCGAGUUGUGAUACCUCAACAGAUCUACCGUACCCCCUACCUAACUGCAGUGCCAGUGGUAACACAUCAUACUUUAAACAACGAGGAUAAGUUUCUGGUGAUCGCCAGCGAUGGCUUAUGGGAUAUGAUGAGCAAUGAUGCGGCCGUACAAUACGUGGGUGACUUAUUGGAUCAUGGUUCCGCCUUUGGAAAUGAUGAGCAUGGUAAUGUAGUUAAGAGGAAUGCAGCUAGUCAGUUGAUACAUGAAGCUCUUGGUGGAGACGAUAGAGAUAAAAUGGAAAUGUUAUUGCAUGCACCUAGACGUGUUCGAAGGACCGUGAGGGAUGAUAUGACUAUAACUGUUGUUUAUUUUGUAGAAAACUAAAACCUGUAUGUAGGUUGCCAUUUAGAUUUUCAUGAUUGGCAAUGUUGAGUUCGAAAUUUUUGUAAAGGUAAUAUUGCAAUAAAUGAAGUGUCGACGACAAAA